AUGUCUUCGCAAAAGGUAGCCGUCUUGCAUCCGGCUGUGAGCUUCAGUCUCACUCAAACUCUUGUCUCACAGCUCAAUCUCUGCCGCAAUCCAUUCACGAAAUUGCAGGAGCAGCUCAUCAUCACCGUCCUUGGAGCCUCGGGCGACCUGGCCAAGAAAUUGGUGUACCCAGCUUUAUGGGAUGCCUACCGCUUCGACUCGUUGCCAGAGGACACUCGCAUUUUAGGCUAUGCCCGCUCCAAGCUUUCACAUGAGGAUCUCGUUGAACGCUUCAAGCCCCAACUGAAGGUCAAUGGAGACGACGACGAAAAGAAGCGAGACAGUUUCCUCGAGUCGCUGGACUACAUCCAUGGCCAAUACGAUGAGGCGAAGUCUUUCAAGAAGCUGAACGAGCACAUUGAGUCAAUGUCUCAGGCCAAGACCGUCAACCGCAUGUUCUACAUUGCGCUUCCUCCUAGCGUCUACAAGGACGUUACCGAGCAGCUGAGCAAUCAUUGCCAGGCCAAGUCAGGCUUCACCCGCGUAGUGGUUGAAAAGCCCUUUGGCAAGGACCUCGAAAGCUACCAAGACCUCAACGCGCACAUGAGCAAUCUGUUUGCCGAGGAUCAAAUCUAUCGCAUUGACCAUUACUUGGGCAAGGAGAUGGUACAAAACCUCUUGGCCCUGCGCUUUGCCAAUCGCGUCUUUGAGCCCAGCUGGAAUCGCCACCACGUUGCAUGCGUCAUGCUGACCAUGAAGGAAGACUUUGGUACUCAGGGCCGUGGCGGCUACUUUGACGAAUUUGGCAUCAUCCGUGACGUCAUGCAAAACCAUCUUUUGCAAAUGCUUACGCUCUGUGCCAUGGAGAAGCCCGUCUCGACUGGCCCCGAUGACAUUCGUGAUGAGAAAACCAAGGUUCUCCGAUGCAUCAAGCCACUAAAGAUCGAAGACACGGUGCUGGGUCAGUUUGUCGGCAACCCCGAGGGUGAGAGUGAGGAGAGCCGCAAAGGCUACACUGAUGAGGAAGAUGUUCCCAAUGACUCCAAUACCCCGACAUUUGCAACCGCCGUGUUCCACAUUGAGAACGACCGGUGGGAGGGCGUCCCCUUUAUCAUUCGUUGUGGCAAGGCCUUGAAUGAGAAGAAAGCCGAGCUGCGCGUUCAGUUUCGCAGCGUACCCGCAGAUAUCUUCGGCAAUAGCACGCGCAACGAGCUCGUACUACGCGUACAGCCUGAUGAAGCCAUCUACCUUAAAGUGCUCGUCAAGGAACCGGGUGCCAGCUCAGAAGUGGCCCAGACUGAUCUGGACCUGUCAUACAAAUGCCGCUUUGGCGAGCAGCGCAUCCCUUCUGCCUAUGAACGCUUGAUUGUCUCGGCCAUCAAGGGCAACAGCGCCAACUUUGUUCGCAGUGAUGAGUUGGAGCAAGCAUGGCGCAUCUUUACACCCAUUCUGCACGACAUUGACGCUGGAAAGGUCAAGCCGAAGACAUACAAGUUUGGCAGCCGUGGUCCGUCCGAGGCUGACGAUCUGGUGAAGAAGCACAACUUCUCAUACGCAGCGUAUGAGUGGAGCCAGUGCCACGAUCAAUGCAAGUGAACGAGUCUUUCCUCGAGUCUUCCCCAAAGUUUUCAUUGUGUCGCCGUUGUGCGGCUCGUCUACUCACCCUAACAAUGUGCUCAGAACUCCCUCUUCCUGCUCCUUGUAGCCUGGUCCUUCCGUUGGGCCCGGCGUGGAGUUUUGUUUUUGUCUUUCCUCCCCUUCUGGAAGGGCUUGCUCUUGAGGAAGACAUUGUCAUCUUGUUUGCGUGAAUCUCGACGGUGCACCGUCCUAGUCCUAGCUUGUUGCUGUAGCACUCUAACCUUGUCCCCCUCCUUUCCCGUCCGUUUUGUUAACGCGGGAUGCUGAACCUGGUUGUCGAUGGGUCUGUUUAGAUGUCUUGCCAAUGGAAAAAAAAAAACC
Molecule: messenger RNA, 1938 nt
Organism: Monosiga brevicollis MX1
Lineage: Eukaryota; Choanoflagellata; Craspedida; Salpingoecidae
Exons: 10
Coding region: 1-1575 (524 amino acids)
Biological process (GO): pentose-phosphate shunt, oxidative branch; glucose metabolic process
Cellular component (GO): cytosol
Molecular function (GO): glucose-6-phosphate dehydrogenase activity; NADP binding
Source: RefSeq, a predicted model, not a curated record